Messenger RNA from Haemonchus placei, 189 nucleotides. NCBI's taxonomy places the organism in Eukaryota, Metazoa, Nematoda, Chromadorea, Rhabditida, Trichostrongylidae. The record is from the annotation of a GenBank genome assembly.
AUGCCAACGCCGGAAGUGAAUUCUGGCUCAUGGGAUAAAGUUGCCCCGGUGUUGGUAGAACUGCAGAGCAACAUUCUUACACUUCGAGUUGAUACCAGUGUUGUUGCGAUAUGUGAGCAGCCUGUUGGUGCUCAAGCCAAUAUAUUCAUCGCCUUCCUUGAACACACGAACAGACGCACAUUGAAAUAA